AAUCACACUGUCGUUCUCACGAGCCGUUACGUCUCUCGCUCGCGCUCUCCCUGCGCGCAUACCCAUUCGAACUGCCACGCCCCUUGCCCCCGCCAACAUGACCUGGCUCAAUCGGUUGAAUCCCACGCCGGCUUUCCCACAGCAUACCGGCCCGUACCAGGUCGGCUCUAUAGACGUCGAGAUACCCUCCAGCGACCUGGACAGCCCGAGUGCGAAUGCGCCUCCUGCGGAUCUACCCACGGUCGCGUUCCGCUUGUUUUACCCGUGCAAGCAGGACAGCAAUGAGAAGGCUGUGAGGUGGCUUCCGAGCCCGCAGAGGGAAUAUAUCAGCUCGUACGCAAAGUUCCUGGGUGCCAGCAGCGCGUUUGCUGGAGUGUUUUCAUUAAUGCCCCAGUUGCUGUAUUUUAUUUCCAUGCCUGUACACCACCAUGCCGAGCUCCUUGCGCCACCGCCAAAGUCUGAUCGAUGGCCCGUCAUGGUAUUUUCUCAUGGCCUCGGCGGCACCAGGAAUGCGUAUUCACAUAUUUGUGGCUCGCUCGCAAGUCACGGGGUGGUGGUUGUGGCCGCCGAUCAUCGCGACGGUAGUGCGCCUCUAUCUAUCCACCACACACCGGAAGAAAAAGAAAAAAUGAAGCGGGUGGCGUACAGGGCGAUUGACCACAAGGCUAGUACGGAGACGUACCAAGCAAGAGACGAGCAAUUGCGGAUACGGCUGUGGGAACUGGGCAUGAUCCACGAUGCGAUAUUGAAGGUUGACGAGGGGAGGCAGCUGAAGAAUGUUGCGCAGGACCAGCCCAAGGAAAGGAACGUCUUGAGCAUGUUCCGGGAUUUACUCCAUGUCCAUGAGCCCGGCGCUCUCAGCUUCGGCGGUCACUCCUUUGGCGCAUGUACCACGAUCCAGUUUGUCAAGUCGAUUUACCACCGGCCUCAAAGACCGAUUUCAGAGUACAAGCCCCUGUACACUCCAUCUGAAGAUUCAAGCAUCGUACGCCAAAUCACGCCCACUACAUCUGUUACCCUGCUCGACCUCUGGACACUGCCGAUCCAAAGCCCAGACACAGCAUGGCUUAGGACCCAGCCCAUGCCGUGUUACGACUCGCCAAGCGGCGGCAAGAACCUACUAGCCAUCGCCUCGGAGGGCUUCUACAAAUGGAGCUCCAACUUCCUCGAGACAAAACGCAUCCUGGCGAAGCCCUCAGCCGCUAAAUCACAAUACCCAGCCCAACCCGGCCCACACAUGUUCUACCCCAUUUCCUCGGCCCAUCUCUCCCAAAGCGACUUUGGCGUCUUGUUCCCCUGGCUCACGACAAAAGUCUUUGGCGCCAAGGAGCCGGAGAGAGUGCUUAGACUAAACACUCGUGCCAUACUGCAGGUCCUGCGUGAAAACGGGAUCCGCGUAGCCAACACCAGUGCCGAGGAUAUGGAGCUUGAGGCUGGUGCGGGUGAGACUACAAAUGACACUGCUAUUCUUAGCCACGCAAAGGAUAGUGUACGUGGAUGGGUCAAUCUCAGCACCGAUCUGGAAACAGGCCUCGAUCCCGAGGAUGCCGAGCGUGUGCAGGGUAAGAGGUUAGUGGGGGCGCCGACGGAGAGGGUGGGAAGUGAGGGUAAGGGGCCGGCGGAUGCGAUCGUGGAGGGCGAGGCGCUGGGCCAGGUUGUCGGGGGGAAUGGGAGUGGCAAGCUGUAAUUUGAGGACAGGUGGUUUUUUUUUCUUUCAUACGAUCUUGCGAUGGCGCUGGAUAUAGCGGGAUUCUUGUUUUUUGGUGCUUGUAUAUGAUUCUAGAUGAGAUUCCCACGGUAUAUUGAUAGAUGUAUGGAC
Molecule: messenger RNA, 1819 nt
Organism: Exserohilum turcica Et28A
Lineage: Eukaryota; Fungi; Ascomycota; Dothideomycetes; Pleosporales; Pleosporaceae
Exons: 2
Coding region: 98-1687 (529 amino acids)
Molecular function (GO): 1-alkyl-2-acetylglycerophosphocholine esterase activity
Source: RefSeq, a predicted model, not a curated record